This is a messenger RNA of Exserohilum turcica Et28A, 2588 nucleotides long. RefSeq lists its product as uncharacterized. Gene Ontology annotation, molecular function: long-chain fatty acid transmembrane transporter activity; ATP binding; ABC-type transporter activity. Gene Ontology annotation, cellular component: peroxisomal membrane. Bases 1 to 2583 code for a protein of 860 amino acids. The record is from RefSeq and is a predicted model, not a curated record. Lineage: Eukaryota; Fungi; Ascomycota; Dothideomycetes; Pleosporales; Pleosporaceae. Gene Ontology annotation, biological process: fatty acid beta-oxidation; long-chain fatty acid import into peroxisome; peroxisome organization. The transcript has 2 exons.
AUGGCCGCACAGUCUACCCUACGGCAGCCGCAUGACCCUCUACUAGCCCUCUACGACCACUACACCAAGCUUCUCAAAUCCCGCGUCCGGAACGCAUCGAAGCUUACCAAGCUGCUAUCGACCAUCACCCUGCUAUUCACCAUCAUAGGCGCUGGCUAUGGAGGCAGGCGACUGUACAAAAACCGACGCGCAGAGAAGGAGACGGGCCGACGGCUUCUGAGGAGGAACUCGGGACUCAAGAACAAAGAUGGCUCCAGGACCAUCUACGUGCCGUAUCGCGACUCGACGUCCAAAGUUGUCAUAAACCCCACCAAGCAAACGACGUUUGAUGCCCACCGCAGACUCUUCCUCCAGCCGCCGCGCGCCGCGCGCAUGGCCGAUGUGUCCUCCAACGACCCACAAGCGCCGCCGCCGCAAACCAAGCCGGGCCUGAACCUCGCGUUUCUGCACCAGUUCCUCAGCUUGCUGAACAUCAUGAUACCGAGAUGGAACAGCAAAGAGACAGGUCUGUUGGUGAGCCACAGCGUGUUCCUGAUGCUACGGACAUACCUCUCCCUCGUCGUAGCGCGGCUCGACGGAGAGAUUGUGCGAGAUCUCGUCGCAGGCAAUGGCAAAGCAUUCCUGUGGGGUAUUGUCAAGUGGCUGGGUGUGGGUACAUUCUCAUCGUACACCAACGCGAUGAUCAAGUUUCUGCAGAGCAAGGUCUCGAUUGCCUUCCGUACCCGACUGACGCGAUACAUUCACGACCUUUACCUGAACGACCACCUCAACUACUACAAGCUGCAGAAUCUGGACGGCGGCGUCGGAAUGGCAGAUCAGUACAUUACACAAGACUUGACGCUAUUCUGCGCGAGUGCUGCAUCAUUAUAUUCCAGUCUGGGCAAGCCAUUCGUCGACUUGUGCGUCUUCAACUACCAGCUGUACAAGUCUUUGGGUCCGUUGGCUCUUACAGGCCUGCUGAGCAACUACUUCCUGACAGCGACGGUCCUGAGAAAACUCUCGCCACCCUUUGGAAAACUAAAGGCAGUCGAAGGACGAAGGGAAGGCGAGUUCCGCGCUCUCCACUCGCGCCUUAUUGCAAAUGCCGAAGAAGUCGCUUUCUACGGCGGCGAUGAGAUGGAGAAGCAUUUCCUAGAGCGUGGUUUCAAAGACCUCAAGCACUGGAUGGAAGGCAUAUACAGUCUUAAGAUCAGGUACAACAUGCUCGAGGACUUUGUGCUGAAAUAUUCUUGGUCAGCCUUUGGAUACCUCAUCACCUCUCUCCCGGUCUUCCUGCCAGCCUGGGGUGGCCUCGGCAGCGCACCUGAAGUGCCAGGAAGCGAGCGUACAGAGCGCGAGCGGGGCCGCAUGAAAGACUUUAUUACAAACAAGCGACUCAUGCUCUCCCUCGCAGAUGCUGGCGGACGAAUGAUGUACAGCAUCAAGGAUCUCUCUGAAUUGGCAGGAUACACCUCACGUGUCUACACACUAAUCAGCACGCUGCAUCGCGUCCAUGCAGACGCAUACUACCCCCUUCCGGGCACGCGUCCAGAGCUCUAUUCAGUCUCUGACAUCCAGGGUACGGUGCAUAAAGGCUUUGACGGCAUCCGUCUUGAGCACGUGCCGAUUGUUGCGCCAGCCUUGCACCCAAUGGGAGGCGACGAGCUACUCGAAUCCCUAUCCUUUAUUGUGCAUUCUGGCGAACAUCUCCUCAUCACUGGUCCCAAUGGCUGCGGUAAGAGCGCCGUAGCGCGUAUUGUUGCUGGUCUCUGGCCCGCCUAUCGCGGUCUCGUCAGCCGACCGCGCAGCAUUGGUGUAGACGGCAUAAUGUUCCUACCCCAACGGCCUUACCUUUCCACUGGCACGCUCCGUGACCAAGUCAUCUACCCUCACACGGACGCCGACAUGAAGGAUGCCGGUCGCCGCGACUUUGAGCUCUCCCAGAUCCUUGAGGAGGCCAAGCUCGGCUACCUGCCAGACCGAGAAGGCGGCUGGGACACGAAGAAAGUGUGGAAAGACGUUUUCAGCGGCGGUGAAAAGCAGCGAAUGGGAAUUGCAAGGUUGUUGUAUCACGAACCCCGCUAUGCAUUCAUCGACGAAGGAACCAGCGCCGUCAGCAGUGAUGUCGAGGGUCUACUUUAUGAACGCGCAAAGGCAAAGGGCAUCACCCUCAUCACGAUAUCUACACGUGCUUCCCUCAAACGCUACCACACCUUUACCCUUACCCUUGGCAUGGGUGACCACGGUGACGAGUGGGAGUUCCAACGCAUUGGCACGCAAUCUGAAAAGUCAAACGUCGAGAAGGAGUUGGCGGAGCUGAGAGAGAGACUAGCCAAGGUAGAGGGCUGGAAGAAGAGGAGAGAGGAGAUUGAGGCGGAGCUGAAUAGGGUGUGGGUUGAGAAGGAGGGGGAUGGUGCUACCGAGGAGUUGGCACCGCCACCGUACUUGGAGGAGGAGGCGUAUGAAGAGGUAGUUGAUGAAGAUGUGGCAGACGAGGAGGUUGUAGGAGAGGAGGUGGCCGGUGAAGAGGUGGUGGGCGAUGCAGCGGCAGGUGAAGAGGCGGCAGAUGAAGCGGCAGAUGAGGAUGCAUCUGCUGGUUUGUAGCGAGG